This is a messenger RNA of Phycodurus eques (leafy seadragon), 4659 nucleotides long. It is a transcript of the gene rexo1, whose product is annotated as REX1, RNA exonuclease 1 homolog. Lineage: Eukaryota; Metazoa; Chordata; Actinopteri; Syngnathiformes; Syngnathidae. Gene Ontology annotation, cellular component: nucleus. Gene Ontology annotation, molecular function: exonuclease activity; nucleic acid binding. The record is from RefSeq and is a predicted model, not a curated record.
ACAUGGCGCCGUAGGGACGUUGUUAUUGUCCUAGCACUCAUUCAAGCUUUGUUAUAUAGCCCACGAAUGAGCGGAAACGGCCCGAUGAGAUUGGCGGGGGCAUGAGAGGAGUAUCUGGGGAUAAUGCUGAGAUCAACCGGCUUCUUCCGUGGGCUCGACUGUCCAUUUUACACGGAACACACUGAGGGCAAAGGCAGCGGCAAUGGGUGCAACAGACCCUACUGUCACUUCAGGCACAGACGGCAGACCUACGGAGCUGCAGUCGAAACUAAAAAGCUCCACGCCGCCCAAAAAGAACAAGGUUAUGACCCCUUCAAACCAGAAGUUGUGAGGCCUCAAGAACAUCAGAAUGGAACAUCACCUCCCUCAGGAGACAUCACCGGUGCUCUGGAGAUUGUCAACAAGGCUAUCGAGGAGGUCCGCAAUGAAGUGGAAAGGGAGAAGAAGAAGUUGUCUCGGAUUGGGGACGAACCGUAUUGUCCCAUUGGAAGAACAAGUGUGUCUUCCUCUGAUGGUGUUAAAGGUCAAGCAGCAGUGAAACACCUGGCCUAUGAUCCUGGCAGUUAUCAAAUGACGUCAGGAGGAUAUAACCCCACCCCCAGUUGCAGCAAGUACACUUUGGAUUCAGACAGUCGGGGAAGCAAUAGCAAUUGCAUGGAGUAUGUGCCCACUUCAUUAAAAAAGAAUCCAUCUCGAAUACACACACAAAGAGUCCCCACUCCUCCCCCAAGUCCAAAGUACUCAACCACAACAUCUUCCUCAACGUGUAAAUACACUGUGGAUACUUCGAGGCCAUCUACAGACAUGGAAUAUGACCCACUCUCCAACUACUCUGCAGGGAUAGCAGUAAAGCGCAAGUGGGAUGGCAGCAUGUGCAAUAUUAGUGAGGAGGUUAAAAAGACACAUAGACUCCCUAUAUCAGAUGAUGCCGUUGUCCCAUUUGCGAGAAAAGUAGAGCAGCAGCGUGUGGACACAAACAAGUACACAUUCUCUGACUCUGACGGGGAGAGCUCUGGAACCGAGUACAGACCCACUUCGCUUAGUAGUCUCCAGCAGAGAAAAGCCAACAGUGUAACAAAAGUUGGAGACAAUGUGGAGAAGGAGAGGAAAGAAAGAGCUAAGGCUACUCUACAAGCACUGCCACAGAGUAAUAAGGAGGACUUAGAGACACGGGAACAUUUACAGCAAAAGAUCGGUCAAGAGAAAAAGAAAGUAAAAAUUGACAAGUCUGAGAAGGCAAAAGUAGGCCAAACAUCUCUUAUCAGAAAAAGUAUCAAGGAAAAGGGGAAAGAGUUACUCAAGAAGUCUCACCAGGACUCUACAAAAAAGGAAAACAAAAGUCAUGGGAAGAACGAUGAUAGAAAGAACACUGUUAAGGUUAAGACUACGGAUAAAGUUAAUAAAGAGCACAAGAGAGGUGAUAGAAAGAUUAAUUCAAAAACAAACUCCAGCGAACGACAUAAGGACACAGAGAUCCAUGCAGAAGAAAGCAGGAAGUCCAAGACUUCAGACAAGGAGCAAAGCAAGCAGAAGGAGGGGAAACAUAAAAACGGUCAACUGGAUGUUAGUAAAAGAGACAAGGAUGGAAAGAAACUUAACAAAAGAAGCUCAACUAGCACCAGCGCUACGAGCAAAGUUAGUUCCGCCAUCAGCAAAGGUAAAACGAAACACGGCAUCGGCCCUAAAAGCAUGAAAAGCCUGGAGCAGAAACAAAGAACUCUGAGUCUGAGUCACGCUGACCUUUUUGGGGACGAGAGCGCAGAGGAGGCAGAACCGAUUGUGGUGGAUGAUAGCGAUGACGAGCUGGAAGAAGUACCUGUGAGGAAAUGUGCUGACGCUCUGAAGAGGGGAGGACUAAAUAAGAGGAAAGCCUCAGAGCUGACUCUGUCUUCCUCUGAGGAUGACGAUGAUAGAGCUGCGGAGGGGAGAGGCAUAGAUAAAGACGCCACAUUGGACCUGUCAAUUUUCCAGGAUGAGUUGAACUUCGACACAGAUCCCAUGGAGGAGUGUUUGCGGAUCUUCAAUGAAUCGAAGGAUGUCAAGAAGGAAAACAAGGGAAGGCAAGCUAAGCAGCCCUCCAGAGAUUCAGAGGAUGAUAACACUGAGAGCACUUUAACCACUCUCUUCCCUGGUCAGAAGAAGAGAGUCUCACACUUUGUUGCCAAAGGAAAUACCGAUGUACCUUCAAAGAAUGUGGUCCGGCCAUACAGAAGACCCACAGCUCAGGAGGUUUGCUAUCAGCGCAUGCAGAUGGCGCAGCAGCAAGGUGCUCAGCUUGCUGCUUCAGUCAAAACACCGUCACAGAGCACACCUAGCCCCAGCUCGUCAGGAGAAAGGAAGAGGAUUGCACACCGUCCCAACCCAUUGACCAUAUCCUCAAAGACAAGUUCUUCAGAUAAUAAACCAGCUGGUAGCCUGCCUGUUAGGACCCAAACCACUGCUGGUAUCUUAUCAAAGACCACGUCCACCGUUGCACAUAAACGAGUGGCUCACACACCCACCAUGAAGAGUUCUUCGAUGAAGCGUCCCAUCAUCCCCAUUGAAUUUGGGACUAAAAUCCCGACUAUUAUUCGCCAACGCUACCUCAACAUUUUCAUAGACGAGUGCAUCAAAUUCUGCCCUUCGGAGGAUGUUGCCUUCCAGAUGGGCCUUGAUGAGGAAAAGCUGGUGUAUGAGCGCAGUAACACCAAGAAAAUCUAUCUCAAUGUAGCCGUCAACACGCUCAAAAAGCUCCGCAACAAGAGCACCUUCAGCUUCUCGCCUGUCAUCAAGGAGGCUGCUUUGCCUCCUUCCCGGAAAGCACAGUCGCAUGAAGAAGUUCUUGGAGGCCGUCUUGCAGCUACGACCAGUUUUACUGUCAAUAGGAUGGGCAAACAGCUAGAAGAGAAACUCAAUGGAGCUGCACUUUAUAAGAAGCUGAAGGCAUACCUGAUGACAGAGGAGCAGCUGCAAGAGCAUGGAUAUCCUCGAAUUAACCCCAACGCUGUAGGGAAGGCUGUUAUAUACAACCUCCCAGAGAAGAAAGUCAUCAUGGACCCAUUCACUAAGAUAUGCUGCAGAUGCGGUGCUGAGUAUAAAGUCAACGUUAAGGGUAACUGUCUCCGCAAAGAGGAAUGUGCUUUUCACUGGGGACGUUUGCGCAGGCAGAAAGUGGCUGGAAGCUGGGAGACCAUGUAUAGCUGCUGCUUAGGGGCUGUGGGCUCUCCAGGCUGCCAAAUGGCCCAGCAACAUGUUCAAGAUGGACGUAAAGAGUCAUUAGAUGGCUUUGUCACAACUUUCAGCAAAGCUCUCCCACUAGAUGGCAGUGGAGGAGUGUUUGCUUUGGAUUGUGAGAUGUGUUACACCAAACAAGGCCUGGAGCUGACGCGAGUAACGGUCAUAAACUCAGACUUAAAAGUUAUCUACGACACAUUUGUUAAACCUGAGAGCAAAGUGGUUGACUUCAACACACGAUUUUCCGGUGUGACCGCAGAAGACUUGGAUGGUGCCACCAUCACCUUGAGAGAUGUUCAGGCCGUACUGCUCAGUAUGUUCAGUAGUGAGUCCAUCCUGGUAGGACACAGCCUGGAGAGUGACCUCCAGGCUCUCAAGCUCAUUCACAGUUCAGUGGUAGACACAGCCAUCGUUUUCCCUCACCGACUUGGUUUACCCUACAAACGUGCCUUGAGGAACUUGAUGGCCGACUACCUCAAACGCAUCAUCCAGGACAGCGUUGAUGGCCACGACUCAAGCGAAGAUGCCUCCGCCUGCAUGGAACUGAUGAUAUGGAAGCUGAAGGAGGAUGCAAAGGUCAAGAGAUGACCUCACGCCACCCCUUCAGGCCUCGCAUUAAGCCAAGGAAGGACAUUUGAACAUGUUGGGACGGUUCAGCCCAGUUUUGAGCGUAAACAGGCCAGCAGCACAUAUUGUUGUGGCUUCUUGUGCGCAAUGGAGAUGAGCAAUAGGAGCCCUAAUUAUCAGUGUUACUUGUAUUGAUAAUUCAGUCCUCAUUUGUAUGUAAAUCAAAGUGAUUUUGUGUGUUGGGUUUCUUUGAGCCGUUUUAACGCCCAAGGCCUCGACUACAAUUGGAGAAUAAAAGACUCGUGUUGUCCACAGGAGCAGGAGGAUUGUUAUAAUUUCUAUAUGACAGGUUACAUUGCACUAGAAGAAAGCUCUUGAUGUGCAUCGAGUGUGAGUUCUUCAUCUGUGUUAACAUGCAUUAACUUCCAAUGGUAAGGAAGUCACUUAUUCCUUGUUAUACAUAAGUGCAUCAAUGUGUUGGAACGUUACUACGGAAAUGCACUUGCUAUUUUUCCACUUUGCACCAAUAUUCUGUUUGUACAAGGCUAAUUUGUAUCAUGUUCAUAUAUCAAAACUGCGACUGACCUUAUCAUACUUGAUCAUAUUAAGGAAACAUUGUUUGCUCUAAACCAUGUAAUAUAUUUACAAUAUAUCACUGUAAUUUGCAGUACCAUCAGUCAUGUGCUCUGCAUGAAAUAGAAUAUCAUCAAACGUGCAUUUCUAAGUUGGCGGCACGAUUCAAUUCAGUCUAUAUGAGGUACCCUGUUGUUAUGUUGAUAAUGACCACACAAUGCUGUAAAUAAGCUGUAUGCAGUUUCUUUUUGUUAUUUCUUUAUUUCUGGUUGUUUAUCUUUUCUAUUAAAAGGGUAUUAGUAGAAA